Molecule: messenger RNA, 480 nt
Organism: Rhopalosiphum maidis (corn leaf aphid)
Lineage: Eukaryota; Metazoa; Arthropoda; Insecta; Hemiptera; Aphididae
Exons: 2
Coding region: 1-480 (159 amino acids)
Source: RefSeq, a predicted model, not a curated record
AUGGAACUGACGAAGGAAAACGGAUUGUUGAAUAUGACAGUUCUCGAGCACUUCACGGACAUGGACCUUGUGCACGUCCACUGUAAACAAGAAAUAAAUCUAUGCGGAAUUCCUCAUAUAAGAUCAUUGGGAAAACUCUUAGUUUCCAAUUCGGAAGUGCUGAAAAACCGACCACAUCGCUUAUACUACGCACUGCCCCGGUUCACUAUGGUAUUGCCACUGGACGACAACAUCGCAUUUGAUGUGUUCCUCGACUGGUUUCUUUAUAAAAACGUGAAUAAUGUAUAUGCAGUCGUCGAGAACCUAACAACGACCGAUUGCAAACAAGUGGUGACGUUGUACCUAAAACAAAUUCCUAGAUUAGAUUUGGACUCGGCUAAUCAUAGUUUCAAGCAAACGAUCGCUAAACCAUUUAGCCACCGGCCCAUGGAACCAGAAUUACAUUCACCUGCAGAUGGACCGCCUUCUAGCAAACAGUAA